CAGUUCGAACAACAACACAGUUCAGCUGAGCUCUGCUGAUCUGUUGCUCGCUCAGCCCCGAUAACCAUCUGUACUCGCUGACUCUUUAACUGCAGCAUCAAGCCAUAAGGUCUCACCAUACCAUGUGCAGCUUUACUUUUGAGUCAUGAAUCCUUGGCAUAAUGUGUUGCUGACAUUAAAAAUACAAGCUCAGUCAGGCCUUGGUAGAAAUGAAGACCUCAGUUGAAGCAGGAAAAUCAAAAUCAUGCUGCCUUGGCGUGCAGAAAAACAUGGCCAUUCUCUUUACUCUUGUUGUACUUUCUGGAACUGCUGUGGGAAUUUACAUCAUAGUGGAAUAUUUCAUGACACCGCUUGUUUCCCACGAUACUGUGCCUCUGCAAGAUCCUGAUGCUACAACUCAAUGCAAUGACACAGACAAUGAAGCCACUGCCACAGCACCUAGAAAAGUGUCUUUCAGAAUAAACACAAAAAACUGCUUGUUGGAAGUGCUGGUGAAAGGCAAACAGGAAUGGCUGCUGAUGUGUCACGAGAGGUGGAAUUCUACUUGGGGCACUCUUAUAUGCAGACAUUUGGGAUAUAUCAGGCUGCUGCACCACAGAGCUGUACAUUUAACAGAUGUCAAAUUAAAUCACAGCCAAGAGUUUGUCCAAGUUCCUCUCACCGGUGACACUGGAACUGAACAUGUCUGGAAAAGCAGGAGAGGGUGCCUUUCUGGUCAUAUUGUUGCCUUAAAAUGUUCGGAAUGUGGAUCUCGUUCCAAGUCUCCCAGAAUCAUUGGAGGUAGUGAUGUUGGACUAGGGCGCUGGCCAUGGCAAGUCAGUUUGUACCGUGACAACAAGCAUGUUUGUGGUGGCUCUGUUGUGGCAACUCAGUGGAUCAUCACUGCAGCACACUGUGUGCACAAUUACAGAUCUUUUCAGCCGUCCAGUUGGACCAUUCUUUCAGGCAUUAUCAAUCACGCCUCUACAAACCCGCUGGCUUCUACAUCUGCUGUAAAGAAGAUCAUUUAUCACCAGAAGUACGAUGGCAGAAGUCAUGAUUAUGAUGUUGCGCUUGUGAAGCUGGUGAAGCCCUUAAAUUAUUCCGACAACAUGCGUCCUGUAUGUUUACCACAGUAUGAUCAAGAAUUUCCAGUGGGUACAGAAUGCUGGGUAACAGGCUGGGGGCACACUCACCCGGACAGUAUACACAUGUCUGAGAGUCUAAAAGAGGCUUUGGUACCACUUAUUAGCACAAGGAAAUGCAACAGCUCUUGUGUCUAUGGUGGUGAUAUCACUCCAAGAAUGAUAUGUGCAGGAUACCUGGAAGGCAAGGUGGAUGCAUGUCAGGGAGACAGUGGUGGGCCUCUGGUAUGUCAGACAGACUACACUUGGCGCUUAGCUGGAGUUGUGAGUUGGGGAAUGGGUUGUGCAGAGCCAAAUCGCCCUGGAGUGUACACAAAAAUAGCUUCCUUCUUAGAUUGGAUCUAUCAGAUGAUUGAGGUAAGAGAAGGAUUGUUUAAAUAUUUGACCAAUAAAACCACAGCCUGUCUUCUAAAUAAUUACAAUUCUUUCUUUUACAGGACCAAUAGAUCGAAUGGAACAACAUUAUCUCACUGGGUUCUGUCUCAUUCUUUGGCUACAACCACCUCAAGGCCUAAUACAGGUAUGGGAUCAGUUAUCCGGAAACCUGUUAUCCAGAAGCUCAAAAUUAUGACCAUAGACUCCAUUUUAUCUUAAUAAUCCAAAUUUUUAAAAAUGAUUUCCUUU
Molecule: messenger RNA, 1748 nt
Organism: Xenopus laevis (African clawed frog)
Lineage: Eukaryota; Metazoa; Chordata; Amphibia; Anura; Pipidae
Product: transmembrane protease serine 5
Exons: 12
Coding region: 210-1718 (502 amino acids)
Source: RefSeq, a predicted model, not a curated record